AGGGACUGAGGUCCAGGGACCCGCAGGCAGGUAAGGGCGGGACUGGCACUAGGACUGCCGGGGGCCACGUGAGUCACCACCCUGAGGCCAAAGCCCUGAGCUUGCCCACCCUUAGGCACCAGACACGGGUGAAUCCUGCGUGGGGGACACUAGUUCCUGGCAGGCCCUCCUGAGUGUCCCUGAGUGUGAGGCGCUGGCCUUGGGCAAGGGAGUGUGUGCAGUAACUUACCAGGGUGUGGCUGCAACCUCCCUCUCCUCAAACUGUGAGGGACCUGGGCUACUCAGAGCCACCAAUACUACCUGCAAGGAGCCCUGAGGUCUGCUUUGGGAUCCCCUCCAGGCAAUCUGGCUUUGGUCCAGAGUCUAGUUGUUCCUAUGCAGGUGUGGCCUGGCUUGGCUACCGUGUGCCUGCCCACAGCUUGCCUGUUAUGUUUGCCUGGCAGUCCUGUCGACAAUCCCUUGACCUACCUCUCAGGAAGGCCGGUUGGUUGCAGCUGGAGGGCCCCAGCGGGGCCAGCAGCCAUGGUGAGCUCUGGGACCCUUGAGGUGGAGAGCAUGCCAGGUACUAGGCCUGUGCAGCCUGAGCUUGCCCUGUGACACCAGCUGGCUCACAGACCUGAGUGUUGAGUGGCCUGACAUGCUGAGGACACAGCUCCUUGUUGGUGGUUCUGCCUCCACUCCCAGGGCUCCUUCAGGCAUGAAGAAGGGUUAGGGGCUCCAGGCUUCAGCCAUAUGGAUCUGCAGUCACUUUCCACAAUUCUGAGAUACAGUCUAGGUGACCACAGCAUGACCACUCAAGCCUUUCUGGAGACCUACAGUCUGGGGUGACUGUCGCCUGCAGGGCCUCUAUUACCAGGCAGUCAGCCUGAGUGUGAGCAAACCUAGAGCAGGUGUGGGCAUGAGCCAGCUCGGCAGCCUGUCACCUUAGCAAGAGUGAGAGUGGUGGCUGUGUGGACGGUGAGUCUGUAUUGGGCGCCUGUGGAGGCCGGGGAGGGGUGGGUACCACAGGCUGCCAAGAACAUGUUUAAAAAAGGCCUGUGUGGAUGGGCUUAUUUCUGGCUUUGGUGAGCAGGCGUGUUCUUGUCACUCAAAUGUUGCGGGCUGUGGGGCAGAGAGAAGCGGGGUAGGUGGGCAGUGGAUGCAGGCUGAGAGGGACAUGUCUUGCUGGGUCUUCAGUCCUAACUCUGGGCUGAGGUGGGUGCUGGGGGUACGGGUGGGGUGGACUGAUCUGAGCUCUCCAAUGUGGCUUCUACUUGCCUGUCUCAGUUUUUCACUGCCCAAGUGCACUUCAGUUUUUUCUCCUGAUUUUAAAAGGGCACAUUCUUUAUUGAGAACUUGUAAAAUGCAGGAAAUUUUUUUUUUUAAAGAAAUCAUUUUCAAAAAUCAAUUCUACUCCAAAGAGCUGGGCUGUCGCCUCUCCUCCUAGAGUUACCUGGCCCUCCAUAGCCUGAUUGUCGUGAGCCCUUCUUGUGAGUUCAGAGUUUCCUUACACGCUGUCCUGUGACUUUGACCUGCCACCCACAAGUGGUGGGUGCUCAGACUGUUCUACCCUGCUGGGGUAGAUGGGGGUGCAGCUUGUCCUUCCUCUGUUCUCACAGCUGGGUUCUGGAUUCAGGGACUCUGGCACUGUGAGGUGCAGGUUCUCUUGAGGCACCACAGGCCAUUCCCUGCCCCUUGCCCUGCAUAUGAUCCACUCAGCCUAAGAGAAGAUGCCUUAUGUGCCCUGUGGCAGCACAGAGGACCAGGUACAGCCACUGUCAAGCCAAGAGAGCCUUGCAUCCCCUGGGGACCUGGUUCCCCCACACCCUAAUACCAUAUUCCCUGGGCUCUGGCUUGCCCCCACCUCACCUCUGCUGGGUUCCUGAGAAGGGCUCUGUGAGUUGGGCCAGGCCCAUUAGUGCCCCCACAGCUUGGCAACUGAAGGAAGAAGGGUCCAGACAAUCCCCUUCUGUGAACAGGCCUCUUGUCACUCAGCACCCACACUUCCGCUCUAUUUCCAGGCCCAGGCCCAGGCCCAUUAUAGAUUGACUUGUGCUCAGGAGGGAGCAGCUUGUUCCUGUGCCCUCCUGUCCCACGUAGGUCUCCUCUGUUAUCUGCCUCUACACCUUUGAUGUCACUGGACUCUGAGUGGCCCAGGCCCCCUCACUGCACUUAGUAAACACCAGUUACCCUCUUCAGGGAAAGUCCUCACAGGGUGCAGAUCUAGGGGCCUAGAGGAUCAAAGACCCUACCUUAGGUCAGCACUGAGGGUUUGGAACUAGCAGGACAUUCAAACGUGACCAUUAAAAGCUGGAGCAUGGAAAGGACCCUGGAGGUGAGGACGGUGUGCACCACAGGGCAGGUUCCCAGCAGCCUUCCUCCUCCAGGAAACUUUCUGAGUUCCUGGUGAGGUCAUGUCCCCCUGUACCACAGAAGCCCUUCAUACUGUGGUUCAAUGCCAGGUGCUAGAAGGGGGUCCAAGGGUCACCAGUCCUCCACCCCUUCCCUUUCCUCUGCUCAGAGCCAUUUUGCGGAAUGAUGGGGACCCUGAGAACAUCAGAGGGCCAGGAAGCUUGGUUGAUCGCAGUGCCUGGGGCUGGACUGGGCCAUUUUGUCUCUGUCCCAGUUCCUGUGGGCAGAUUUCUGGGAUGGCACAGCUGGUCUCCAAGAUGGACCUGAACACUCCCAAGGCACAGCCCGGGACAGCAGGAAAUACAGCCUGUGACAGGCCCAGGGAGACAGAGCCACUGGCAGUGGCUGCAUAGAGCGGGAUGGGAUGCAUCUGGCCUGGGGGUAUACCUGGUCUUUUAAACCCCAGUUUUCUCUUCUGCUCAGGUAUCUGCAGGGAUCAGGUGGUGGUGGUGGGGAUAGGCUUCUUGUGGCCAGAGCCCUUACCCAACCUGACCAGGACAGAGUGGCUCUGCAGCCACUAGUCCCAGAUACCCCUGCUGGUGAGUGCCACUCUCAAAUACAAAACAGUGCUACUGAAGAACCCAAUUUGUUUAUUUAUUUAUUGAUUGAUUGAUUGAUUGAUUGUUAAGGAUUUAAUUAUUUAUUUAUACAAGCACUGGGUACAGUCAGAGUGCGGGAGGGUGAGAGAAUUCACCAGAGGCAGAGCGGGGAGCAGAGCAGGCAGACUGAUGAAGUGCAUUGCUGAGGGGAGCAGCGGGUGGCAGGAGAGGUCUGCGCACCAUGUGGGACCCUCGCCCAGCGGCUGGGGAUUGAACUGGUGCUGCAGAGGCUGCUGGCAGCUUCGCAACCCAGCGCUCAACUGCUGCGCCACCAGGGAGGCCCUGAAGAACCCAAUUUAAAUGAAAACUGCUGAGUUAAAUCUUCCAUUCCAUAUUUAGCUGUGGUGAGCAUGUUGCCCCUAUAGAAGACUUAGCCCCACUGUGUGAUGUCUCCCUGCCAAUCCAAGUGGGCCUCAGGGAGGAGGACUUGGAACUUUAGAUUUGGGCACUCCCCUCCCCCCAGGCCUACCCCUUCUAGAUCUGCACUUCCAGCAGGAGGUGACCCACCCCUGCUUGAUGAGGCCAGUCUGGAGUGCACCAGCACUUGGGCAAAAGUAGGUGUCAUCCCUGUUUGCAGAGGGCCCCUUCCAGAGCCUAGGACAGACAUGGUGGCCUGGGUAGUGCUGUCUGCCGGACCUUGCCCAUGAGAACUUGCUGUCCUCAUAUGUUCUCAUGCUGCUCAGCCCACAGCCUUCCUCCUCCAGUAAAUUUUCCAGAAUUCCUGGUAAAGUCAUGUCCCCUGGGCCCCAGAAGACCAGAGAGGUUAAGGGGCAUCCAGUGAUAGUCUGGGUUGGCCAGGACUGGGCCAGUGGAGGGAGGGGUGUGUGUGCGUAUGCAUGCAUCUAUGUUUGCACAUGAGUAAGGAUGCAGGUGUGCCUGUUUGUGUGUGUCAGCAUGUGCUUGAGUGUGCAUGCCUGUACGUGCAGAUGCUCCAUUCUACUGUAUGUUGAUGUGUGUUCAUGCACACCUGCCUUGUGUGUUACUUUGCAUGAACAUGUGACAGUAUGCAUGCUUGUGUGGUGUACACAUGUGUCUCAGCAUGUUUGUGUGCUGUGUAUACGUGUGCAUGCAAUUGUUCCUGCAUGCUCACCUGGAUGUGCAUGCGUGUCUGUGCACAUGCCUGAGUGUGCUCUUUCAUCUCUCCUCCCACUUAGCCCAUGUAUUUCCCCAGGCGGCUGAGUUCUAGUCCUGGCAGAAUUAGCCAGUGAGCCAGUCCUCGUUGGGUAGGACCCAGGCCUUUAUGGCACCUCCUGGGGUUGGAGACCACUGGAGACGGUCUCAGGGGAAGAGUGUGUGGGAGUGCCUGACCCUGGGUCUGAGCCAGGCCUUGGUGGCUGGAGAUGGUGAGCAGGUCAGUGGCUCAGGUCCCAGUCAGGUAUCUACUCCCCCCUUCAGCCUUCCACCCCGCUCUCCCCUGCUUGCAUGCCAGGCAGGUGGGUUGAUGGUAUCCACCUUGAGGCCCCCACUGCCUCAGAGCAGGUGUUGCCCUCUACAGUGAAGUUUUCCAGAUAUGCCCUGUUGUGGUACAGCAGAUCUCCCCCGACCCUGGGUAUCUCACUGAGGGACAGCUCAGGGAGGAUAAAGUCAUGCAGGCUGCCCUGACUGGUGGAAGCUUUGGUCAUUGUGGGGGUGGGGUGGCAUGUGGGGUUCAGUCCCCUUCUGCCUGGUAAUGGUUCAAAUCCCAGCACAGAUGCAGACUCCCUCAAGAAUUUUGAUGUUCACUCCUUGUCUGUAUAGUGAGGUGGGGGUGGAUAGGAUAGCUCCUGGUGGUUGGGGGGGUGGCAUUUGUGGGGCAGGGCACUGACCUCCCCAAUGUGUCCUGCCUGCUGCCCCUACGUGCCCACCCAUCUGUUGCAGCCCAUGUGUACAAUGUUUGCUUGUCCUAAGCCAGCCCCAGAACAUCCAGCCAGUCCCCUUCCUUUUCUAUAACAGGCUGACUGCACUGGUGCACAGACAGUGCAGGUGCCUGAGAGCCCUGUGCUUGCUUUUAUGUUCUGUUGUUGCCGUUUUAAACAAUGGGCCUGCAUUUUCAUCUCGCACAGAUUAUGACAUAGCUAACCCUUCCCAGAAGGUGUCUCGGAAGCUGGCUUGUACCACUGGAGUAGCAUCAUGGGCCUACCUCUUCUGGGAUUCUAGGCGUGCCUGGUUCUCUCAGGCAGGCAGCUCUCACCUCCCUGGGAGCUCUCCCCUGGUGUUUGGCCCAGUGUCCCUCAACUUACUGGACAGACCUUGCCUCAGGCCCACUGUAUCUUGCUUAGUGGCAUUGGGCUUGAGUCUGCAAACACACAUUGAGCACAGGCUCUAUGCCAGGCUUCAGCAUGCAGGAAUGGGGAAUGAGGAAGACUUUUGCUGGUGACCCCUCCAGGCUGCCUGGGCAGGGGGGUAGUGGAGGAAGGUCCUUGUGGCAGAGGGAACAUGUGACCUCAGGCUGUGUUUCUAUUCCUUGGUGGGUUCUGGAGAAGAGGAAGGGGUAGCUUGCAGCUCUCAGCCCACUGAGUGCGCUGCCGUGGGAAGUGGAAUCUUUAAAUAGCCUCUUGCUUUCCACUAAAAAUAGCGAAGUUCUGCUGCCAUGGAGGUGGUUGCCGGGGUGGCAGGUCUGGCUCCCAGCCAAAGCAGGCGUGGAUUGCCAGCAUAGCUGGUGUAUGCUGGGGCAGUGGGCGGGGCCGUAGACAUUCUCUCACCCUGCUGGCAGCCACGAUUACCCUGUCCUCAUGGUCCAGGCUGUUUUGGAGGUCCCCCAGCUCCACAAAGGGCCUAGGUGUCCAUGGUUGACACGAGCUGUGUCCCCAGUUGUUCCUGUCUACAAUGGUAUCAUCUUCCUCUUUGUCCUGGCCAACUUCAGCAUGGCCACCUUCAUGGACCCUGGCGUCUUCCCCCGAGCGGAUGAGGAUGAGGAUAAGGAGGAUGACUUCCGGGCUCCACUCUACAAGAACGUGGACGUACGGGGCAUCCAGGUCCGUAUGAAGUGGUGUGCCACCUGCCACUUCUACCGCCCGCCGCGCUGCUCCCACUGCAGUGUCUGUGACAACUGCGUAGAGGACUUUGAUCACCACUGCCCCUGGGUCAACAACUGCAUUGGGCGUCGCAACUACCGUUAUUUCUUCUUGUUCCUGCUGUCGCUCAGUGCACACAUGGUAGGCGUCGUCGCCUUUGGCCUGGUCUACGUGCUGAACCACGCCGAGGGCCUGGGAGCUGCCCACACCACCAUCACCAUGGCUGUUAUGUGUGUGGCUGGCCUCUUCUUCAUUCCUGUCAUUGGCCUCACCGGCUUCCACGUGGUACUGGUCACCCGGGGGCGCACCACCAAUGAGCAGGUGACGGGAAAGUUCCGAGGAGGUGUGAACCCCUUCACCCGAGGCUGCUAUGGGAAUGUGGAACAUGUGCUAUGCAGCCCCCUGGCACCCCGGUAUGUGGUAGAGUCACCUCGGCUGCCACUUGCCACUCGCCUGAAGCCACCCUUCCUUAGGCCAGAGCUUCUGGAGCGAUCCGCACCACUUAAGGUCAAACUUAGUGACAACGGGCUGAAGGCCAGCCUGGGCCACAGCAAGUCUAAGGGCAGCCUUGAUCGGCUAGAUGAGAAACCAUUGGACUUGGGGCCGCCACUGCCCCCCAAGGCAGAGGCCAGCACAUUUAUCAGCGACCGACAGACACCACGGCCUGGCAGUGCUGAGAGUGCCCUGUCAACACAGAGGACCAACCCUCCAACACCGGCCAUGUACAAGUUCCGACCCACCUUUCCCACGGGUCCCAAGGCACCCUUCUGCGGGCCUGGUGAGCAGGUCCCUGACUCCCUGACGCUAGGGGAAGAAAGCAUCCACAGCCUGGACUUUGUCUCUGAGCCCAGCCUGGACCUCCCUGACUACCCGCCUAGCAACCUGCACGUGGCCUACCCACCAUCCCCGCCACUCAGUGCUGCUGGCACUUUCUCUGGCGCCUUGCGCUCUCUGAGCCUCAAGGCUACAGGCCAGCGGGGCAGGGACCAGGUGGCCCUGCAGCCCCUGCGUUCUGAGGGUGGGCCCCCCACGCCCCACCGCAGCAUCUUUGCUCCCCAUGCACUGCCCAACCGCAAUGGCAGUCUAUCCUACGAUAGCCUUCUUAACCCCGGCUCGCCUGGUGGCCACAUGUGCCCAGCCCACCCCUCAGCUGGUAUGGCCGGCUAUCACUCACCCUACCUGCAUCCAGGGGCAAUGGGGGACCUACCACGGCCCCCAACCUGCAGCUUCAGCCCUGUGCUGGGGCCCCGUCCCCGGGAACCCUCACCUGUGCGCUAUGACAACCUUUCCAGGACCAUCAUGGCUUCCAUCCAGGAGCGCAAGGACAGGGAGGAGCGUGAGCGGCUGCUGCGCUCUCAGGCCGACUCACUCUUUGGGGAUUCAGGCAUCUAUGAUGCGCCCAGUUCAUACAGCCUGCAGCAGGCCAACAUGCUGUCUGAGGGGCCCCGUGGCCCUAUGCUGCGCUAUGGCUCCAGAGAAGACCUGGUGGCUGGGCCUGGUUUUGGUGGUGCCCGCAAUCCGGCCUUGCAGACGUCACUGUCCUCCCUGUCCAGUGCCGUGAGCCGAGCGCCUCGGACCUCCUCUUCCUCCCUGCAGGCCGACCUAGCCAACAACAAUGCCCCGGGGCCCCGGCCCAGCAGUGGCUCCCACAGGUCACCGGCGCACCAGGGCCCACCCUCCCCGCCUGGCACUCCCCGCUCACCCUCCUAUGCGGGCCCCAAAGCCGUUGCCUUCAUCCAUACGGACCUCCCAGAACCGCCACCCUUGCUGGCUGUGCAGAGGGAACACCCUCAGCUGAAGACCCCCCCAAGUAAACUUAACGGGCAGUCUCCUGGCCUGGCCCGCCUGGGACCUGCCGCUGGCUCCCCAGGGCCUUCCGCCAACCCUGCCCGGCACACGCUUGUUAAGAAAGUGUCCGGUGUGGGUGGGACCACGUACGAGAUCUCGGUGUGAGGACUGACAGUGGCACUGCUGGGACCGGGAACCCCCAUCGGCUGCCCCCACCCCCCAACUUCACUGCCCUGGGAAAGGAGAAGGCCCAGGCCUGGUGUGUGGAUCCAUCAGCAAGAGAGAGAGCCACGCCUCCACAAGCCAGUCCCUCGCCCUCCAUCCCUUCAGCCACCCACCUGCUCAUGAGGGCAUGGCUGGGCCAAGGAUGGCAGCUUCUGCCUCGGUCCCCUGCUCUGUGAACUGGGGCAGUCUGGGGUCACAGAUUGCAUCUGCAUGGACUGUCCCCAUGUCCCUGAGGUUGCUGCCAGGCCAGUUGCUAUCACCCACUACCCUUAGAGAUGGGUCCCUGUGGCUUAGAGACAGACAGACAGACAGGCCUGGCCCAUGGCCCUCCUCCCAGACCACAGGCUGUGCUGCUCAGCUGCUCUUAACGGUUGCCUUUCAGGGGCCCUGUGGGAAUCUUGUAACUUGACAAGACCAGCUCUGACCCACAGGCACCUGGCCUGCUCUGGGUUCUGGCAGACAGGUAGAUGGACGGACAGACAGCCAACUGUGGGUGGAUCUGGCUCCAUGUGUCCUGUCUCACCCAGCUGGUGGGCACGUCCCCAUGUCUGUGCUCUGAGCUGCCCUGCCAUGUCCCAUGUGCUAAUGCUUGGGCCCCCUGCCCCCACCGCUUUCAUUGAAGCCUUAACCUCUACUUUAUGCUCUUGUGGGAGGCAACGGGGGUAGGCAGGAGCAGGCAUGGGGCUGGAUGCUGCCACAGGGACCUGGUGAGACCAGAAGUCCCCUCCCUGCCAAACUGGAGAUUCCCCACCCCAUGUUAUGCAGCCCCGUUGGAGCUGUGAUGCCCAUGUGGGAUACACAUUGGGGUGGGGAGUCAGUUCCUCCUGGCACCAGGGACCCGAGAGUAAGCACACAGCAGCGUCUGCUUGCAUUGUGUCUGUUUUAUGUUUUUAUACCUACAUCUAUAUAUCUAUAAUUUUAUUAAAAAAAGAAAAAGAGUCAUUUUGAUCCUUUUGAUCCAAUAACAUUUUGAUCCAAUAACAGCAAGGAGAGGGCUGUUAUUGCCAACCUGGGGGGAGGGGGCAGAACAGGUCAGGCUCCAGGAGAGUGACUGGCAGCUGGCCAUCAGAGUUUUCCUCCUGGGCAUGUCCAUGGACUUAAGCUGAGUUGGAGAUUCGGGGGGUGGGGCUGGCCAACAGUUCUUUGACAAGCAUGAGGGUCCCCCGGGUCUGCGUCAUUCCUGGCAGUAAUGGUGUUUGGAGAAAGGCUGGGGCUGCAGACACUCCAGGGCAUCCCUAGUAACACAAAGGCUGGACUAGGGGUGCAUAAAUGGGCUCAUGCUGUCUUAGGACCCUGUGUGGGGGACCCUGACACUAUACUUGCUGGCAGUCAGCCCACACUCCCUGCCAACCUGCCAAAUGUUGUGGAUGGUAGAGUAUUGGUAACCCACAGCUUUUCAGGGCUUAGGCAGCUUAGACAGAUUGGGGUGCUGGGGCAAGGGCUGGCCCAGUGUAGGAGAUGAGCUGAGCUCAGUCCCUGCACCGGGCUGCCCUGUCCCCUGCUGACGUCCACCUUUCUACU
Talpa occidentalis (Iberian mole) is the source of this 9517-nucleotide messenger RNA. It is a transcript of the gene ZDHHC8, whose product is annotated as zinc finger DHHC-type palmitoyltransferase 8. NCBI's taxonomy places the organism in Eukaryota, Metazoa, Chordata, Mammalia, Eulipotyphla, Talpidae. Bases 5702 to 7936 code for a protein of 744 amino acids. The record is from RefSeq and is a predicted model, not a curated record. The transcript is spliced from 11 exons. Gene Ontology annotation, biological process: protein palmitoylation. Gene Ontology annotation, molecular function: palmitoyltransferase activity.